Messenger RNA from Dreissena polymorpha, 1987 nucleotides. RefSeq lists its product as uncharacterized. NCBI's taxonomy places the organism in Eukaryota, Metazoa, Mollusca, Bivalvia, Myida, Dreissenidae. The record is from RefSeq and is a predicted model, not a curated record. The transcript has 4 exons. The coding region runs from base 327 to 1301 and encodes 324 amino acids.
ACGUAGGAAAGAAACCACCACAAGCCGUCAUUUAUGAUGAUGUAAAACGCGUGGUUGAAUUUUUGCAAAAUUAUGCGGACACGUAUGGUAUCCCCCAACCAGCAGCUCCCAGAGGAAGCGACAAUACUCCUCCAAUUUAUCUUGACAGUGGCAAAACAAAACUAACCAUUCAUAAAGAGUAUAUAGAAAGUUGUCGCGAGGCUGGGGUUAGAUCUUUGCAGCGAACUGCUUUCUGUGAAAUUUGGAAAAGCUGUCUGUGUCACAUUAGAAUAGCUUCGCCUAGGGAUGAUGUAUGCGCAACAUGUGAAGGCCAUAGAAAGAACAUUAUGAAGGCAAUAGAAGAGAGUGAAAAGUUAGAGGCUGCCGAAAACUUCAAACAACAUGUGAUAAAUGCCCAAAAAGAAAGAGAACUUUAUAAUGACUGUGUAAAGCGUGCCAAGGAAACAUGCAUAUUAAGUUCUGAUAAAAGAACAAACCACUAUACUUUUGAUUUUAGUCAAAAUGUAUCCAUUCCUCACUUCUCGCGGCAAAUGGGGCCAAUUUAUUUCAUGUCCCUUCGCAAAGUACAGAUUUUUGGUGUACGGAUAGAUGGACUGCCUAAACAGCUCAAUUGUUUGAUUGAUGAAAGUGAAACUAUGGGCAUAGAUGGUACCCAAACACACGGACCCAAUGCUGUCAUCUCGAUGCUGGAUAUGGUGCUAGACACCCACGGGCGUGGUGAAUCGACAUGCUCCAUCCAUGCGGAUAAUUGUCCAGGUCAGAACAAGAACCGCUACCUCAUUGGCUAUUUCACAUGGCGUGUGAUGACCGGUAGACAUGUCGUGAUAGAAUACCACAUGCAAAUACCAGGACAUGCCAGGUGUCUGGUUGACAGUGGAUUUGGGCAUUUAAAGAAACUUUACAGGAGGUCGAACAUUGAGACAAUGGACUCAUUGACCCAGAUGGUGAAUAUGUCCUCAGCAUCCAAUGAAGCAGUGAGGUAUCCGGCAUGGAACUGGCGGGAUUGGAAAGGGUUUUUGUCCCGACUGUUUUGUCCUGUACCAGCGAUAAGACAAUAUCAGUACUUCCGCAUGACGACGGAAGAGCCAGGUGUGGUCACAAUGCGCACGAGAGUCGGAUGUCCAGAGGUCAAGGUUACAGUGACUAUGGAUGGCGUCCAUAUUCCAUACCAACAACCGCAGAUUGUAGAGGCCAAAGGACUCAGCCGAAACAGACAGGAGUACUUGUACAAAGUUGUCAGGCCAUAUCUCAGCGAUGCUUACAAGGAUGCUACUUGCCCAUGCCCAGAAACAUCACUAUAGUUAUGUCGUCGCAUCUAUCGCAUCUACGGCGAAAUAUUACACACAUUAUAAUGUCAAUAUUUACAGGCGAAUGACAAAUAACUUGAAACUUAUUCUUCAGUACUUUUUGAAUAUCCUUCAAUGUCUGUUUGAAUACAUUGGUUUAUUUAUAACACAUUUAAAUAACACUUUUUCAUAUCAAAUGAAAUAUUUGUAUUCACUUCUGCUCGUUUCUAUAGAAUUCAUGGCAAACGAAGAAUUAUGCAUACAAUAUAAGCUGUACGAUAAAUAAAUUGUGAACAUGCUAAGAAUAAUUAUAAAAAUUAUUAAAGAUUACUCGACUCUUAAUUUUUAGAAACAGCACUUUUGGGAAAUAAAAAUCUAACAUUUCAACACAAUGAAAUUAUUUUAUUAUUUUUAUUAUUGGAUAUUGUUGGUUUAUGUAUUAAUGGUGUAAUUGAUAAUGUUUGUUUUGAUGCGUGCAUUCCUAUGAAAAACUAAAUGAUAUGUUGUGAAAAUAUGUGAGAUUAGUUUAGAAAAAAAUGAUUUAAACUGUAUGGUUUGCUGGUCGAUGUAGAUAUAAGUGGACUUUGUUGCUAAGCAACGUAUGUUAGUUUACAGUUUAAUGUUAAUCACAACUAUUUUUAGACCAAAUAGAUACCUGAUAAUAUAUUUUUAACAAAAUAAAUGUGUUCUUAAAUGUUAAA